GAAAUGAAUUCACUAUGCAUGGACAUUACGUGGGCCCUUAAAUGCCUUUAACAUACAAAUAAUGUGUCCCACUCGCGCGUGCUGUAUCUGCGCUCGAGCUGUGUAUGUGCGCGCGAUGCUGCCGGAGUAAAGCCCCCCCAACCCCCCUCGGUCAUUCAUUCUUUCGUCUAUCAGUCGGACUAAAAGGAACACAAGAGGGACGGGCGUCGUGAAACCAAACACACAUGAGGUCGCGUGGACACUAAACGCUCUAUUAUUUUUUGAAGGAAACAGAUAUAACGGUUUUAUUUUGGCGUGGUUACCUGAGGGCACCGUCACGCGAGAGAUUCGUUCUAUGUUUCGUAACCGCCCGCGCUGCACGGGCAUGAAAACACAUUUAAGGAUGCCGAUAUAACGGCGAAGAGGAGAGCUGUCGGGAUUUUAUAACGGGACCAACGAAAGAAAAGAGAAACACGCAUGUGAUCCAAAUCGGUUUUGUCUUCGUCCAAGAAAACCGUUGAGAGGACCGAUUCAUUUACGUUCAUUUGAAAAUACAGCCACGCCAUUGGGCAGCUGGAGAACCAUGAGCACCCUCUCGCCCACCGAUUUCGACAGCGUCGAGAUCCAGCAGCAGUACAACGACAUUAACAAUCGAUGGGACAUCGCUGCGGAAACAGAGUGGGACAAUGAGAACAGUUCUGCACGCUUGUUCGAGCGCUCGCGCAUCAAAGCUCUCGCAGAUGAGAGAGAGGCAGUACAGAAGAAGACCUUCACUAAAUGGGUAAACUCCCAUCUGGGACGUGUGACCUGCAGGAUCGGUGACCUCUACACUGACCUCCGUGAUGGCCGCAUGCUCAUCCGCCUUCUGGAGGUUCUCUCUGGAGAACAGCUGCCAAAACCUACGAAGGGCCGAAUGCGCAUCCACUGUCUGGAGAACGUCGACAAAGCUCUACAGUUUCUGAAGGAACAAAAGGUUCACUUGGAGAACAUGGGUUCUCACGACAUUGUCGACGGAAAUCACCGUCUCACACUCGGACUCAUCUGGACCAUAAUCCUCCGCUUUCAGAUCCAAGACAUCAGUGUUGAGACGGAGGACAACAAGGAGAAGAAGUCGGCCAAAGACGCCCUGCUGCUGUGGUGUCAGAUGAAGACCGCAGGGUACCCAAAUGUCAAUGUCCACAACUUCACCACCAGCUGGAGAGAUGGUCUAGCGUUCAGCGCCAUUGUACACAAACACAGGUCAGACCUGAUUGAUUUUGAUAAUCUCAAGCGCUCCAAUGCCCACUAUAACCUGCAGAAUGCCUUCAACGUGGCUGAGAAAGAGCUGGGUCUCACCAAACUACUGGAUCCCGAAGAUGUGAAUGUUGAUCAGCCAGAUGAGAAGUCCAUCAUCACGUAUGUGGCCACAUAUUACCACUACUUCAGCAAGAUGAAGGCACUCGCCGUAGAGGGCAAGAGGAUUGGCAAGGUGCUGGAUUAUGCUAUCGAGGCAGAUCAGCUGAUAGAGAAAUAUGAGACUCUUGCCUCGGAGCUGCUGCAGUGGAUUGAACAGACCAUCGUCACCCUUAAUGACAGACAGCUUGCCAACUCGCUCAGUGGGGUUCAGAACCAGCUACAGGCCUUCAAUACCUACCGCACUGUGGAGAAACCACCCAAGUUUACUGAAAAGGGGAAUUUGGAGGUCUUGCUCUUUACCAUUCAAAGUAAAAUGAGGGCAAACAAUCAGAAAGUCUACACGCCAAGAGAAGGAAAACUCAUCUCUGACAUCAACAAGGCGUGGGAGAGAUUGGAGAAGGCCGAACAUGAGAGAGAGUUGGCUUUGAGGAACGAGCUGAUUCGUCAGGAGAAGCUCGAAAUGCUGGCCGCACGUUUUGACCGCAAAGCAGCCAUGAGAGAAACCUGGCUGAGCGAAAACCAGCGGCUGGUGUCACAGGACAAUUUUGGUGUCGACUUGGGCGCUGUGGAGGCCGCCACUCGUAAACACGACGCCAUCGAGACCGACAUCCAGGCGUACGGCGAGCGCGUGGCUGCCGUAGAAGCUGUCGCUCGAGAACUAGAGGCGGAGGGAUAUCACGAAGUGCGACGCAUUUUAGCGCGAAGGGAUAAUGUGCUCAGGCUGUGGGAGUAUCUGAAGGAACUACUUGCAGCUCGGCGAGAGAGGCUGAUUGCGCACAGAGACCUGCAGCGCCUCCUACAGGAAAUGAGACACAUUAUGGACUGGAUGGAAGAUAUGAAGAGUCGUCUGCAAUCUCAAGACAGUGGGAAACACCUUCAUGAUGUGGAGGACCUGCUGCAGAAACACACUCUUGUUGAAGCUGAUAUAUCAGCACAGGCUGAGAGAGUCAAAGCCGUGCAGGCCGCCGCCAAGAGGUUUACUUCAAAUGAACAAAGUUAUAAGCCGUGUGACCCAGCACUGGUUGAAGAAAAGGUGGAUCUUCUGGGCCAAGCUUAUGACGAACUGGGCCAGCUAGCAGCGGAACGAAGAGCCCGACUUGAUGACUCACGAAAGCUGUGGCAGUUCCUGUGGGAGCUGGGAGAGGAGGCCGCGUGGAUCCGAGAGCAGGAGCAGAUCCUAUCCGGAGGAGAUUACGGAAGGGACCUCAGCUCCGCUCUUCACCUCCUGUCCAAACACGAAGCCUUCCAGGAGGAGAUGGCAGCCCGGUACGGCCCUCUGGGGAACAGCAUUGCUGGAGGAGAGGCCCUGGUAAAGGAAGGCCACGUCGCAGCAGCUGAGGUGACAGAGCGGAUCACGGACGUGAAAGCACAAUGGGCGCACCUGGAAGAGGCGUCUCGGUUGCGUGAGCAGAGGCUGCAGGACUCUGUAGCUUUCCAUCAGUUCCUGACAGAUGCCAAUGACAUGGAGGCCUGGAUACUGGAAACACUAAGACAGGUGUCUAGUCAAGAUGUCGGCCACGAUGAGUUUUCUACACAAACUCUGGCUAAAAAGCAGAAAGAGGUGGAGGAGGAGAUUCAAAGUCACAGAUUACUUAUAGACUCACUACAUGAACAGGCCUCAACACUGCCAGAAGCUUAUGCACAAUCCCCACAGGUGGAAGGCCGCCUUCCGGCAAUAGAGCAGCGCUAUGAAGAGUUGGAGGGCUUGUCGUCGUCAUGGCGACAGGCCUUAGAUGGAGCGCUCGCCUUGUACCGCAUGUUUAGUGAAUCUAGCGCCUGCCAGCUGUGGGUUGGAGAAAAGGAACAGUGGCUGCACAACAUGGAGAUUCCCUCCAAACUGGAAGACCUGGAGGUGGUCCAACAGAGGUUUGAAACUCUAGAGCCAGAGAUGAACACGCUGGGUGCUCGCAUAUCCGAUGUCAAUCAAGUGGCCCAACAGCUGCUCGGAUCCGACAACCGCAACAAAGAGCAGAUUAACCAGACACACGAUCAGCUCAAUAACAGGUGGUCUGAAUUCCAGAGUUUGGCCAACAACCGUAAACAAGCUCUAGAAUCAGCACUGAAUAUCCAGAACUAUCAUCUAGAGUGUAAUGAGAUCAAGAGCUGGAUGAAGGAGAAGACCAAAGUCAUCGAGUCCACGCAGAGCCUUGGAAACGACCUGGCUGGAGUCAUGGCCCUGCAACGCAAGCUCACUGGUAUGGAGAGGGACCUGGAGGCUAUACAGGGGAAACUGGAUGACCUACAAUCAGAGGCUGAGAAGUUGGCGUCUGAGCACCCAGAGCAGGCAGAUGAAAUCAUGGGUCGUCUUGCUGAAAUCCAGGAGGUUUGGGAAGAGCUUCGAGCCACCAUGAAGCGGCGUGAGGAGUCACUGGGCGAGGCCUCCAAGCUCCAGGGCUUCCUCAGAGACCUCGAUGACUUCCAAGCCUGGCUGUCUCGUACACAGACCACCGUAGCGUCUGAGGACACGCCCACCUCUCUGGCCGAAGCGGAAAGUCUGCUGGGCCAACAUGAGGCCAUAAAGAACGAAAUCGAUAAUUACAGAGAGGACUACGAGAAGAUGAGAGCUACUGGAGCUGAGGUGACUCAGGGUCAAACAGAUGCUCAGUACAUGUUCUUAGCCCAGCGGCUACAGGCAUUGGACACAGGCUGGAACGAGCUGAGGAGAAUGUGGGAGAGCCGUCACUGCGUCCUUGCGCAGGCCUAUGAUUUCCAAACUUUGUUGCGAGAUGCCAAGCAGGCGGAGGGCUUCCUCAACAGCCAGGAGUACGUCCUAUCACACACAGAGAUGCCUUCCAGCCUACAAGGGGCAAUAGCGGCCAUCAAAAAACAUGAGGACUUCCUCACCACCAUGGAGGCUAGCGAGGAGAAGAUCAAUGGUGUGGUCGAGUCUGGACAGAGACUCAUAUCAGAUGGCAACAAUAAUGCAGACAAGAUCCAGGAGAAGAUCGACUCCAUUCAGGAGAGACACCAGAAAAACAAGCAAGCAGCCAAUGAGUUUCUGGCUAAACUGAAGGAUAACAGAGAGCUGCAGCACUUCCUACAAGAUGGACAGGAGCUGACUCUUUGGAUAAAUGAGAAGAUGUUAACAGCUCAGGACAUGUCCUACGAUGAGGCCAGAAACCUUCACAGCAAAUGGCAGAAGCACCAGGCCUUCAUGGCUGAGCUGGCAUCCAAUAAAGACUGGUUGGACAAGAUCGACAAGGAAGGACAGGCGUUAGUGAAGGAGAAACCUGAGUUGGAGCAGACGGUAUCAGAAAGUCUAAGUGGUCUUCAGAAACAGUGGGAGGAGCUGGAGAGCACCACUCAAGCUAAAGCUCAGUGCCUGUUUGACGCAAACCGAGCUGAACUUUUCACACAGAGCUGCUCAUCGCUGGACUCCUGGCUCCAAAACAUCUCCUCUCAACUCCAGAGUGAUGACUUUGGGAAAGAUCUCACCAGCGUCAAUAUUCUACUCAAGAAACACCAGAUGUUGGAGCAUCAAAUGGAGGUACGUGAGAAAGAGGUCCAGUCUCUACAGUCACAGGCGCUGGCUUUGGCCCAAGAGGAGUCUGGGAUAACGGAGGUGGAUGGGCAGCAAAAAAGAGUGACCGACAGCUUCUCUCAGCUGCAGGAUCCUCUUAAAAUGCGCAGACAGCAUCUUCUCGCUUCAAAAGAGGCUCAUCAGUUCAACAGAGACCUCGAGGAUGAAAUUUUAUGGGUUAAGGAGAGGAUGCCUCUCGCCACCUCCACAGACCAUGGCAAAGAUCUGCCCAGUGUCCAGCUCCUCAUCAAAAAGAACCAGACUCUGCAGAAGGAGAUUCAAGGUCAUCAGCCACGUAUCAAUGAUAUCCAGGCCCAUGGCAAGAACAUGUCCCCUGAAAAGGAGUUAGAUGUGGACACAGAGAGGAGGGCUGGUUUAGAAGGUCGUCUCGCAGAGCUGGGAGAAUCAUGGGACCUGCUGAUUUCUGAAACAGAGAAGAGAAACGCAAGGCUGGAAGAGGCUAACCGAGCACAGCAGUUUUACACAGAUGCUGCAGAGGCCGAGGCCUGGAUGGGAGAGCAAGAGCUUCAUAUGAUGUCAGAGGAAAAGGCAAAGGAUGAACAGAGUGCUCUGGUUAUGGUGAAGAAGCACCAGAUUCUGGAGCAGGCACUGGAGGACUACGCCCAGACCAUCCACCAGUUGGCCAACAGCAGCAGGCUCAUGGUAAACAGCGAACACCCAGAAAGUGAGAGAAUCACACUGAGGCAGGCCCAGGUGGAUAAACUGUAUGCAGGGUUGAAGGACCUGGCAGAAGAAAGGAGAAGCAAAUUACAGGAGAGACUGAGACUGACCCAGCUGAAGAGAGAGGUGGAUGAUUUAGAGCAGUGGAUCGCAGAGAGAGAGGUUGUCGCUGGAUCGCAUGAACUCGGACAAGACUAUGAACAUGUGACGAUGUUGCGUGACAAAUUCCGGGAGUUCGCACGGGACACCAGCACAAUCGGUCAGGAGCGCGUGGAUGCUGUGAACCUUCAGGCAGAUGAACUCAUAGAGUCAGGUCACCCGGAAAAUGCCAGCGUGGCCGAAUGGAAGGAUGGCCUCAAUGAGGCCUGGGCCGACUUGCUGGAGCUCAUCGACACUCGCACACAGAUGCUGGCUGCAUCGUAUGAACUGCACCGCUUCCAUCAGGAUGCCCGGGAAGCCCUGGGGCUCAUACGGGAAAAGAAAGAAACGCUAGCGGGCGCCGAACUCGGACGGGAUCUGAACACAGUCCAGCAUCUGCUGAGACAACACACGGCCUAUGAGCAUGACGUGCAGGCACUCAGCGGGCAGGUAACACAGGUGCAGGACGAUGCAGCUCGUCUGCAAAAAGCAUACGCUGGAGAGAAGGCUGACGAUAUCAACCGCCACGAGCACGCGGUCACGGAGGCCUGGGAGGGGCUUCAGUCCGCCACUAAAGAUAGACGGCUGCUCCUAUUGGACACGGUGGAGAAGUUUAGAUUCUUCAAUAUGGUUAGAGACCUCAUGCUAUGGAUGGAGGGAAUCAACUUACAGAUCCAGUCACAUGACAGUCCAAGGGAUGUCUCAUCCGCUGGCCUGGUCAUUGCCAACCAUCAGGACAUUAAGUCAGAGAUAGAGACAAGAGCAGACAGCUUCACUGCAUGCAAUGAAAUGGGACGCGCCCUCAUCAACAACAACCACUAUGCUUCAGAUGAGAUUGAAGAGAAAUUGGAUCAGCUGCAGGCCAAACGCACUGAGAUUAAUCAGAAGUGGCAAGAGAAAAUGGAUCAUUUACAGAUCGUUCUGGAGGUAUUACAGUUCGGCAGGGACGCAUCCGUGGCUGAAUCAUGGCUGGCUGGGCAGGAGCCAUUGGUCAGGACAGCAGAAUUGGGCUCUAAUGUAGAUGAGGUUGAGAGUCUGAUCAAACGCCAUGAAGCUUUUGAAAAACUGGCAGCUGGCUGGGAAGAGCGUUUCACGCUGCUUGAGAAGCUUACCACGCUGGAAGAAAAGGAGAUUCAAAGACAAAGGGAAGAGGAAGAGAGGGCCCGGCGACCACCCACACCUCCUCCCCCUGUAGAGGAAGUAGUACAGUCUGAAAUCAACGAUUCGGCUGCAAGGACGAGUCUGGACCAGACUACAUUGAACCAGUCAGUAUCUGUCAAUGGUGUCUACAGUGACCACGACACAUCACAGUCAUUAUCGGUAUCUGAACUCAAGAAACCUGAACCUAUUCCUGAGACUAUACCUCAGUCUAACCCAGUUUCUAAACCUGUGCCUAAAGCCCACAAGGCACAGGAGCGUGGAUCAGAAUCGGAUUCUGUUAAUGGUCCUGGCCGUGACAGCGGUCUGGACUCUGCAUCUCGGCAAGAGCCUUCAGCAACACUGCCAGGGCGAGGAGCAGCAGAGGUGACCCCAGAAGCUAUGGAGGGCAUGCUCAACAGGAAACAUGAAAUGGAAUCCCACAACAAAAAAGCAGCCGCCAGAUCAUGGCAGAAUGUAUAUUGUGUAUUACGCAAAGGCAGUAUGGGAUUUUACAAGGACAACAAAAGUGCAUCAAAUGGAAUCCCAUACCAUGGAGAAGUUCCCAUCAGCCUCAACGAAGCUGUCUGUGAGGUUGCCCAUGACUACAAAAAGAGGAAACACGUAUUUAAACUUAGGCUUGGGGAUGGAAAGGAGUUUUUGUUCCAAGCAAAGGAUGAGGCCGAAAUGAGUUCAUGGAUUCAAGCAAUCCAGGCAACGCUCUCACCUGGCGACCGUUCGCCGGCUGCCCAAAGGGGUCUCAGUCGGGCAAUGACCAUGCCACCUAUUUCUCCCAGCUCGGCCGAGGCAGGAGGUGUGACCAUGCGCAACAAAGAUGGCAAAGAGAGAGACCGCGAGAAGCGCUUCAGUUUCUUCGGCAAGAAGAAAUAAGCACCCAAAUAUGCCACCGAUCUCCACAGCGAGCGAAACAACAGAUGGAAGUUUGUCGACAUUUAAAAAAAAACUUAAAAUGUUAGAAACAGGGAAGAAAAGUCGCAUGUCACAUUGUGCUACAUAUUUUUUUAUUUUUGCUCUUUCUUCCACUCGUUUUUUAUAAAUUUGUCUCAUUUGGCACAUGGAUCUUGUUCAAUAUCGCCCCCUAGCUGUCGUGCCACGUUUGCUCCGCAAUGUAGUAAAUUCCCAGGGUGAGCUCUUGUUAAUGGAGCUUCUCAAGAGAAGAUGUAGUGACGCUCCUGACCAAGACCAAGAAGCUUCUUGUUCAGCUCAUAACUAUCAGUUGGUUUCCUUUUUUUCUCAAAACAAUUUUAACUUGGAGCUAGACAGCUUUUCCAUACUGUUGAAAGACCAGAGUGCUAUUUUGUCCCCCAAUAAUUUGUUUUUCUGUGUUGAUUUCACAUUCCUUUUUUUUGUAUUGUUAUACUUAUAACAGAUGAUUUAAUUGUUAUUGCUAUUAUUAAUAUUGUUUAUUUGCUGUCGAUUUGAAAUUGAAUAUUUAAAAAAUGAAAGUAUAGUUUGAUUGAGUCAUUUUUAGGACAGACCAAAAAGAAGGCUGUGAGUCAAAGGUGGGAGUUUGUGCCGGUCUUUUUUUAAUCUGUGACUGUUCUAACCGACCAAAUUUUUCCUUUCUCUCGUUUUUCUUGAUAUGACUAUGUUGUUUGCUUUUUUAAAGAGAGUAGUUUUUUGAGGUAUGCAAGUUAAAGGAGUAAAGAGAUAACUCACUAUUUAUAAUGCUUUUAGUUCUUUUAUCUUUGAACUCAGUUUAUCUGUUCUGUCUCUUUACUUCCCAUUGAGAUUGUAUGGCUUAUUUCUUUAGAUUAUAACCUCUUUAUCUCUCGUUCCUAGACCCGAAAAGUGUUUGUGGUGAAGAUUGGUAUUCAAAGUGUGAUGCUGUGAUUUAGACAUUUUAAUUUUCUCAAAAUACAAAAAUCAAUUGCACAAGCCAAGAUUAAACUUACAAAGAGUU
Molecule: messenger RNA, 8774 nt
Organism: Misgurnus anguillicaudatus (oriental weatherfish)
Lineage: Eukaryota; Metazoa; Chordata; Actinopteri; Cypriniformes; Cobitidae
Source: RefSeq, a predicted model, not a curated record